AUUCACGCGCUUCUCGUGCGCGCGAGCAACCGGGCUCUCACAGUACAGUUAAAUACAUGGCAAGCUGAUGGACAGUAAUGAACAGUUAUUGUUUUAAAUAUCAAGAAAGCGCACUCGGCUAUAAUUGAAACUCGUUGGAUCUCACCUUGGAUUUAAAAUACAGAUCAAUAGAGGACCAUUGGAAAUGUCAAAGAAGAUGAUGCGCAGCUGUUGGGUGUUUUGUCUGUUAGUGCUGGGAUCUGUCACAGAGCUUAUUGCCAGUCCUGAGGUGAACGAAAGUCAGCAACAGGUUCCUCAGAAUGUGUAUCAUGACAUUAGCAUUACCAGAAACAAGAUUGUGACUGCCCAGUUCGAAUGCUAUCAGAGGAUCAUGAAGGACAACCCUCAAGACAGAAAAACUGGUCCAGUAUGCAACAGGACCUGGGAUGGAUGGUUAUGUUGGGACGACACGGAGGCCGGUGUCACAUCUGAGCAACACUGCCCGGACUAUUACCAGGACUUUGACCCUACAGAAAUAGUCAUUAAAAUAUGCACAGAAAGUGGCCAGUGGUUCCUGCAUCCCGCGAGCAACCGAACAUGGACAAAUUACACCAGAUGUAAUUUGCACUCUAAUGAAGGACGAAGGACCGCAAUGAACUUGUUCUACUUGGCAUUAAUAGGUCAUGGGCUUUCCCUAACAUCGUUGUUUAUUUCACUCACCAUAUUCUUCCAUUUUAAGAGUUUAAGCUGUCAGAGAAUAACCCUGCACAAAAACCUCUUCUUUUCCUUUGUAUUAAACUCCAUCGUCACUAUCGUUUGGUUAACAGCAGUGGCAAACAACCAAGAACUACUCCAGCGAAAUCCAAUCAGCUGUAAGGUAUCGCAGUUCAUCCAUCUGUACAUCUUUGGAUGUAACUACUUCUGGAUGCUGUGUGAAGGGAUCUACCUGCACACGCUUAUUGUUGUGGCAGUGUUUGCCGAAAAACAGCAUUUAAUGUGGUACUACCUCCUUGGAUGGGGUUUCCCACUUAUACCAGCUACAAUACACGCCGUAGCCAGAAGUUACUACUACAAUGAUAAUUGUUGGAUCAGCUCAAAUACGUCUCUCCUGUACAUUAUUCACGGCCCUAUCUGUGCAGCACUAUUGGUGAAUUUGUUCUUUUUGCUGAAUAUCGUACGAGUCCUCAUCACCAAGCUGAAAGUAACGCAUCAGGCAGAAUCGAGCCUCUACAUGAAAGCUGUGCGGGCCACACUUAUUCUGGUUCCACUACUGGGCAUCCAGUUCGUCCUCCUGCCAUACAAACCCGGCGGGCGUGUUUCAGCAGAAAUUUACGAAUACAUUAUGCAUAUCCUAAUGCAUUAUCAGGGACUGCUGGUGGCCACAAUCUUCUGCUUUUUCAAUGGGGAGGUUCAAGCGGUUUUGAGAAGGCACUGGAAUCAGUAUCGCAUUCAGUUUGGCAGUACCAUCACCCACUCUGAUGCGCUGAGAUCUGCCUCAUACACUGCGUCAUCCAUCACUGAGGUCCAGGGCUGUUACAGCAUCGACGGCAAUACAGAACAACUGAACGGCAAAAACUGCCAUGAUAUUGACAACAUCAUAAAACCAGAGAAUCCCUUCGCCUGAUUUCAGCAAAAAAAAAAAAAAAACUGCUGGCAUUUUCACUCAAAUGCCUGACUUGGACCUUUUACCCAUAAUUCACUGCUUGUGCUUUUUGAUGGGUGAAGGAGACGAAAGCAUUUCUCCUGGUAUUUACACUGAAAAACACACAUUACUACCUUCAAGUAGUGUUAUUAAAUAAACAGGCGCUAGUGGCCUUGUCUUUGUACUUCACAGUAUUUUAGGUUGCCUAACUGCUGUGUCGAAGUGUAAAUAGUUCGCUCUCAGAUAUCACGUGUAAUGCACUUAUUUGUCUUAUAAGAUCAACCCCUUUUUGUAAUUAUACAUCUAAUCCCAAAGAAGACGAGACUAAUGAGAAAUCUAUAUUUUUACUAAAUCUAUUGAUCACAAGGAAAAAUGACAGUGUGCCCAUGUAUACUUGAAUACUUAGAUUAUGGUGGUAUUACAGAGCAUUUGUUUUUGUUUUUAUAGCGAACAAUCAAAUUAUAUAUUCAUUAGGAAGUUUAUCAACUGGGGCCACAAAAGAUUAGUGCCAAAAAAUUUAUCAUCAUGAAGUCAUCUUUCUCUGAAACCAUACGCAGUGUUGGUAAUUGACAGUGAUUCAACCCUCAAAUGAUUUCAAAUAUAUUUACUUAUUUUAUUACCCAUUUUUAAUUCCCAUCACAUUAAUGUUACCAGUAACGAACUACAAAUUAAGAGUUUGGUCUCAAAACGCGAUAAACGCCAUUUUAAAAAAUUAUUUUGCGCCAAAAUCAGUACUGUAUCUGGUCAGUAUUAAAAAGUAAAUUCUUCAUUUUUCACAAAAUCCGAUAUACGUCGUGUUGUCAUCUUUUGUCCCUUUUUUUCCAAACUGUGACAAACGCCAGUCAUCCUUCUCUGCAGAAUGCAAUAAAUCUGCUUAACCAAUCACAGCGCACCAUUCCACCCAUUGCAAACAAUAAUGGCGGUGCUUUGAAAACACACAGAAUCCUAGUUUUCCUCAUCUACUUUGUACUUCGUGAUCAACAAACAAACAAAAACAAAAUAAUACUUUUGAUAGCAUUGAUAAACCUGUGGUGGUUUUCUGUGGCGGGGAAGAAACGUAAGCCAUCAAAAUCUAAAAAUUCAUCAAGCAUCAUGUUAUGCUAACACAUUGACCCCAGGGGAUCUUAUGAAAAACUUUGCAUUAUUUUACUCAAAGUCAACAAAAAUUUAGCAGAAUAAAACAUUUUACAGCUGAUCGCUGUCAAAAAGGUUCAGCAACGACGUCCCAAGGAUGACAGCAGCAAUGACAGUGUUCUUAAUAUGACAAAAAGUUUUGAUAAAUGCCAUUCAUGUUUUUAAUCAUUGGACUAAAUGAAUAUAACAUGGCAAAGAUGAAUGCAAAUGUAUAUAUUGAUUCAAUAGUAUUUUGAAAAAAAAUUAUAAUAAAUCUUUGAUAAACAAAUUAUGGGUUUGAAUUUUUAAUAUUAUUAUAACCUAAAGAUGCUAUGUGAAAGUUUGUAACAGAAAAUAGUGUUUUUCAUCUUGUCACUGUCUUGGUAUAGACAACAUGUUUUUACCCAAAUUAGUCGAAAUGGAUUUAUUGCGUUUUGGAACCAAACUCCUCAAAUAUAGCGAUUCCUCAUCAUAAUUCAAGAACAUCUGCUUAAGAGUCCCCAAAAAUUACACUGGACCAUAGUUUUUGUAUCAUUUGUGACCCUAUGGACCACAAAACCAGUCAUAAAAAUUUUAAUUGAGAUUUAUACAUCACGUCAAAGCUUCAAUUGAUGUAUGUUUGUUACGAUAGGACAAUAUUUGGAAAUCUGAGGGUCAAAAUAUUAAUAAAAACCACCUUUAAAGUUGUCCAAAUUAAGUCCUUAGCAACUGCUUCCACUCACAAAAUAAAGUUUUGAAAUAUUUACAGGAGAAGUUUACUUUCAUUAUAUCCUAAUGGGAUAAAAGAAAAAUCUAUCAUUUUGUCCCGUACAAUGUAUUGUUGGCUGUUGGUACAGUGAUAGCUACGCUACUUGUGACUGGUUUUUCACUUAAUGUGUAAAAGCCUUACAGCAUGAUAACAUACGAAACAGUAUAUUUUGUGUCAUAUUCUAAUCGAUUUUCCACAAAUGCCAAACCCAAUCCUUCAGUAUUGAUUUAAUUUUAUGAUUUCAUAGACUUAUAAGUGCAUGAUUAAUCUGUGACUGAAUUAAGGUACAAUAUUGCACUACCUAGAGUAUAUUAUUCAAGAGCUCUUUCAGUAUAGUACAGUUACAGUAUAUUUACAGUAUAGUACAGUAAAUACAUCACUUUCAUAAUAAAGAUUGCUCAUAUGUAAUUCAUCUUCUAACCUAAACUGCCUAAAUCACUUUACAUACAUUCCAUACGAGCGGCUAGGGUUUAUUUUUGUUAAUGUCACAUUAUAUUUACUCUGUUUUGGAAAUAAUUUUCUGCCUAACUGCUACUUUUUUUUCAUUUCCUGACAAAAUUUUCAUAUAGACUUUCUGAAUAGGAAUGUGUUUAUACUAUGUAAAUAUUAUAUUCUUAGCUUUAAAUAUAUUUAAAGGGGUGUGCAUUGCUUUGGCCUUGCUUUGCAUUGUGUAUUCCUUUCAUCGUAAACAACAGAUGUAACUUUACUCUGGUUUCAUACACACCAGUGUUGACAUUUCAUACCAUAGCAUUUCGCACUAUGUAAAGAAAUGCCAGUCAAACAUCAGCUGUAUUGUUUUUUUUCAGGUUCCCCCAAUGCAAUUGAAACACAAGUAGUAUACUUUUACUUCAAUGUCAGUUCACUUUUCAUAAGUGUGUUUCUGUUUUUGUGUUGUCUGAUAUUUUGUGUGUUUUAGUGAAAACACUCACUGCAGGACAGUUUCAUGUGUGUUGUAGUACAGUGCUGUAUGUUGCGAAUAUUACUUACAUAUGCUUUUUGUCUGAUAUGGUAAGUUGCAAGUUGAUAUCAGAAUGUUAAAUUAUGUAUAUCAUAUGCUGCAUUUUAACCAUUACAAACUUUCAUUUCUGUAUGAAUGUACUGCGUUUUCCUGAAUUCUCCUCCUGGGGUGUAUUCGUCUAAAAUUUAUUAAAAUGUGGGAAUCAUGUUGCAA
This is a messenger RNA of Paramisgurnus dabryanus, 4653 nucleotides long. It is a transcript of the gene calcrla, whose product is annotated as calcitonin receptor-like a. NCBI's taxonomy places the organism in Eukaryota, Metazoa, Chordata, Actinopteri, Cypriniformes, Cobitidae. Gene Ontology annotation, molecular function: calcitonin receptor activity; adrenomedullin receptor activity; calcitonin gene-related peptide receptor activity. The record is from RefSeq and is a predicted model, not a curated record. Gene Ontology annotation, biological process: adenylate cyclase-activating G protein-coupled receptor signaling pathway; cell surface receptor signaling pathway; angiogenesis. Gene Ontology annotation, cellular component: plasma membrane.